AUGGGUGAGGAAAAUUCGAAUAACGCAGCAAAAGGUAACCCUUCGAGUAUUGUUUCAGAUUCUUUCAUUUCUUUACCUCCACAGAUUACUCCCAUUGUUCCUAUAACAUCCACAACUGAUUCUCCAACCUUUGCAAACAUUAUUUCACAACCUUUCACAAAUCUUUUUUCUUCACAAUCAACUGAUCCACCAACCACUACUUCUCCGAUAAAAGAUUCAUUCAUGGAUACAGAAAAUGACUCUGAAGGUUUUGGGGGAACCUUUGAGAAUCUGGAGUUUGAUGAUGAGGAAACAGACUUCCCAGAUCAUAUGCUAAUUACGAUGAAACAGUUUAAAAUCUUGAAUACGAAGCUCAACUCGAUUAUUCAAUCUCAAGCUGAUCUUGGGGGAGUUACGAAAUUUGCAAAGUUAUACGAAAGUCUGAGCCCUCAGAUUACUCAGCUUUAA
Lactuca saligna is the source of this 447-nucleotide messenger RNA. The record is from the annotation of a GenBank genome assembly. Lineage: Eukaryota; Viridiplantae; Streptophyta; Magnoliopsida; Asterales; Asteraceae.